UCCACAACACCGGCCCAAUCUACAAGCUCCGACGCGAGCCAAACCCAAGAAGCCGCAACAAGGUGGAGCAGUCACCAAGAUCGGCGAGCCGUGCAUCGGCCGUGGCCUUUCCACCCUCACCUGGCGUCUCAGCCGCGCACCACCAGCUUCCACCACCCUGACGACGUGCCUCGCCGCCAUUGCGCCGCCGCUCGCGGCACAGCCCAGGGUUCACAUCCCGCCCGCCGCCACAUGCGCGAAUCCAAGGUCUAACUCGCUCGCGGCCGUGGAUCUCUCCUCGACGCGCCCCGCGAUGCAUCGCGCGAUGCGGCUGCGGUGCCUCCUGCGCACGCCGCUCUGGCACGAGCUCGCCAACCCCGCAGUAGCCUCCAGCGGCGGCGGCGGGGGAGCCCUCGGCGGGAGCGCCCUGGUGCGGAGGCUCGGCGCGCCGCCGCGGCCAAGCGGCGAGAGGAGGCGGCUGUGCCGGUUCUACAGCUCGAAGGAGGGCGUCGGCAACGCGGAGGAGGCUGUGGUAGGGAGCGGCGGCGGCGGUAGCGGCAGCGAGAAGGAGCACACGCGGCUCGGGCAGAGGGACCAGCAGGAGUGGCUUAGCGGCGAGCGGUUCCUCACCGGCUGCAAGCGGCGGGAGUCCCCGUUCCUCACCAAGCGGGAGCGCUUCCGCAACGAGUUCCUGCGCCGCGUGGUGCCCUGGGAUAAGACCGGCGUCUCGUGGAACAGCUUCCCGUACUAUGUUGAUGAGAAUACGAGGCAGCUGCUGAGCGAGUGCGUGGCUUCGCACCUGCGGCACAAGGACGUCGCCUCGGAGUAUGGUUCCGGGCUGCACUCCUCCAGUGAGAGGAUUUUGCUCCAGAGCUUGCCAGGGACUGAACUUUAUCGGGAUAGAUUGGUGAGAGCACUUGCAAAUGAGUUACGUGCGCAGUUGUUGGUUCUGGACAGCAGUGUUCUAGCUCCAUAUGAUUUUGGUGAAGAUUGUUCAGAGAGCGAGGAAGAGGAUAAUCAUGUAGAGUCAGAGGAUGAAGGUUCAGAAUCAGAUGUGGAAGACGAAGAUGAAUCUGGUGAAAGGGAUGAUGAAGAUGCUAUUAAAUCCGUGGAUGACCUAAAGAAGCUAGUUCCAUGCACUCUUGAGGAAUUUGCCAAGAGAGUUGUCGGUGUACAGGAAAGUUCUUCAGCAGCAGAAUCCUCUGGCACUGCUGAGUCGUCCGAAGAAGAGAAGCCUCUCCAAAAGGGAGAUAGGGUCAAGUAUGUUGGAGCGUCAGUAGUUUUUGAAGCAGAUCAUAGGAUCAUUUUGGGGAAAAUACCUACUCAAGAUGGCUCACAGAAUGUCUAUACAUUUAUUAGUGGCAGAGCUUUAUCAAAUGGACAGCGUGGAGAAGUAUAUGAGAUCAAUGGUGAUCAAGUGGCUGUUAUAUUUGACCCUCCUGUGGAAAAUCUGGGUGAUGGUAAAAAAGAUGAAGCAAACAAAGAGCAACUUGAUAAACCAGCAGUUUACUGGGUUGACACUCAGGAUGUCGUCCAUGACAAUGAUAUUCAGGCAGAAGAUUGGCAUAUCGCAAUUGAAGCACUUUUUGAGGUACUGCCAUCUCUACAACCAGCCAUUGUUUACUUUCCAGACAGUUCCCAGUGGCUCUCUAGGGCAGCUCCAAGAUCAAAUCGCAGAGAGUUUGUCGAAAAGGUAGAGGAAAUGCUUGACCAGCUUACUGGACCUUUAGUUUUGAUAUGUGGGCAGAAUGUAGUGGAGGCAGCAGCAGCAGCACCCAAGGAUAAAGAACCGAAGACACUGUUGUUCCAUAAUCUCUCUCGCCUGUCUCCACUGUCGUCAUCCUUGAAGCGACUCGUAGGGGGCCUAAAAGGGCAGAAACCUUCAAGGUCCAAUAACAUAUCAAAGCUUUUCAAAAAUAGAAUCUUUAUUCCUCUUCCAAAGGAUGAUGAGCAACUGAGAGUUUUCAAUAACCAGAUCGAGGAGGACAGAAAAAUAAUCAUUUCAAGGCAUAACCUCGUAGAGUUGCACAGGGUGCUCGAAGAACAUGAGCUAUCAUGUGAGGAUCUUUUGCAUGUGAAGUCAGAGGGCAUUGUUUUGACAAAACAAAGAGCAAAGAAGGUUGUUGGAUGGGCUAGGAGUCACUAUUUGUCGUUGGCAGUUCAUCCUUCCAUAAAGGAUGACAGGCUGAUCAUUCCCCGUGAAAGUCUGGACCUAGCCAUUGGGAGGCUGAAGGAGCAGGAUGCUUCCAAUAAGAAGCCAUCUGAAAACAUGAAGAUUUCGGCAAAAGAUGAGUAUGAGCGCAAUUUCAUUUCAGCAGUUGUACCUCCCAGUGAAAUUGGAGUUAAAUUUGAUGAUAUUGGUGCUCUCGAGGAUGUCAAGAAGACACUGGAUGAACUUGUUAUUCUCCCAAUGAGGAGGCCAGAGCUUUUUUCGCGUGGGAAUUUGUUAAGGCCCUGCAAAGGUAUAUUGCUUUUUGGGCCUCCAGGAACAGGAAAAACACUUUUGGCUAAGGCACUUGCAACUGAAGCUGGAGCAAAUUUUAUAAGCAUAACUGGUUCCACUCUCACAUCGAAGUGGUUUGGAGACGCUGAGAAGCUCACCAAGGCACUUUUCUCCUUUGCUAGUCGACUAGCCCCUGUUAUAAUAUUUGUGGAUGAGGUCGACAGCUUACUUGGUGCAAGAGGUGGUGCGGGUGAGCACGAAGGAACAAGAAGGAUGCGGAAUGAAUUUAUGGCAACUUGGGAUGGUCUAAGGUCCAAAGAGAACCAAAGGAUCCUUAUUCUUGGGGCAACAAACCGUCCAUUUGAUCUAGAUGAUGCAGUAAUACGGCGUUUGCCUAGGAGGAUAUAUGUUGAUCUUCCGGAUGCACAGAACCGAAUGAAAAUUCUAAAGAUUUUACUAGUGAAAGAAAAACUAGAAUCUGACUUUAGAUUUGAUGAUCUUGCUAAUGCGACGGAAGGUUACUCUGGGAGUGACUUGAAGAACCUAUGCAUAGCUGCAGCAUAUAGGCCAGUUCAUGAACUUCUGGAAGAAGAAAAGAUGGUGGGAGAUGCGAGUAGCAUGAAAACUUCUAUAAGGCCACUGAAAUUGGAUGACUUUGUCCAAGCAAAAGCCAAGGUAAGCCCAUCUGUUGCUUUUGACGCUACAAGCAUGAACGAGCUAAGAAAAUGGAACGAACAGUAUGGGGAAGGUGGCAACAGAAGCAAGUUACCAUUCGGGUUCUGCAACUAACAUACUCCGGUAGCAAGUUUCUCCACAUUGUAUCAUGCGUAACUUAAAUGAGCGCCUAUUUAGUCAUAGGAAAUCAGCAGCAGUGGCUCCAUAUUCUGGUAGUGAUCCCCCCCCCCCCCCCCCUUUUUUUUUUACCUAGAGCCUAUUUAAGCAGUGCUGUUGUCAUGUAUCAAGAGCAAAAUGCCUGAUCAGAUGCCAAUUUUUCCUGGUAUUGCCUCCUGUUGUAAUGUUACUGGCUUCCAGCCGAGCAUGAUCGAGCUGUAAAUAGCCCCAGAAAUUUUGACCCAGAGCUAUUAACAGCGUACUAAUUUACAAUAAA
Messenger RNA from Phragmites australis (common reed), 3530 nucleotides. RefSeq lists its product as uncharacterized. The transcript is spliced from 24 exons. NCBI's taxonomy places the organism in Eukaryota, Viridiplantae, Streptophyta, Magnoliopsida, Poales, Poaceae. Gene Ontology annotation, molecular function: ATP hydrolysis activity; ATP binding. The coding region runs from base 293 to 3211 and encodes 972 amino acids. The record is from RefSeq and is a predicted model, not a curated record. Gene Ontology annotation, cellular component: mitochondrial outer membrane.